GUACAGGAAAUUGGGUGUCGUAAAUUAUGUUACAAGGAAAUGUUAUUUUGCAAGUUUCAACUUUGCACUAAGCGUCUGAUUACCAGCCUUAAGGGUUUACUUUAACCAAAAGUCAUAUUUCACUUCAAGGAGCCUUUGAUAUGGAAAAUCUUGAGAAAGACCGGCUGUAUUUAACCAACGGAAAUGGGAUUUCCAGUAGUGAUUUGGAGGCUGUCGUGAAUGAACUCUUUCAAAAGAACAUGAUCAAUAACAUCGAAUUUGACAAGUACAGAAAUAACCGGAAUAUUCUCAUCUCCCGUGUUUGUACUUUCUUGGACAAUAUUGAAAAGAAAGGACCAAUAGUCGUUGCAUAUUUUUAUUUUGCAUUUGAAAGGAUAAACAAACAUGCCUAUGAUCAGCUUCCAUCCAGACAAGCAGGGUACAUGACUGAUGGUCCUGCGCCUCCAGACCCACCCUCAGUGCCUGAAUCAUUUGAGGUUUGUGUGAAAAAGUUGGAAGAUGACUUUGUGCACUUCUCCAACGACAGUAAAAUCAACGAUGUUACUCUGCAACUCCUUGUUGAAGCUUUGGCCAAUAAGCAAGUCUUCAAUGCAGCAGAAAAAGAUAAGCACUUGAACAGGAAUGAGGAGCUACACAGACGAGUUACUGAUUUUUUAACAGACCUGAUGAGGAAAGGAUGUCGCCCAUGUUAUCUUUUCUACGAAACACUCGCUACCUACUGUCCUGACCUCUACAACUCUCUCCCGAGUUCAAGGGCAAACGACGUAGAGCAAAUGCAGCUAUGCUGAAGAAGAGAAGCAAGUGGCAGAUGAGAUGAGGACGGCGUUUAUCCUGCUGGAUUCUGCUUAUUAAAUACUUAUUUUAAGAAA
Molecule: messenger RNA, 869 nt
Organism: Carcharodon carcharias (great white shark)
Lineage: Eukaryota; Metazoa; Chordata; Chondrichthyes; Lamniformes; Lamnidae
Exons: 7
Coding region: 141-788 (215 amino acids)
Biological process (GO): regulation of apoptotic process
Cellular component (GO): mitochondrion
Source: RefSeq, a predicted model, not a curated record